This is a messenger RNA of Etheostoma spectabile (orangethroat darter), 1707 nucleotides long. It is a transcript of the gene ankrd1a, whose product is annotated as ankyrin repeat domain 1a (cardiac muscle). Lineage: Eukaryota; Metazoa; Chordata; Actinopteri; Perciformes; Percidae. The record is from RefSeq and is a predicted model, not a curated record. Gene Ontology annotation, molecular function: protein binding. The transcript is spliced from 9 exons. The coding region runs from base 273 to 1211 and encodes 312 amino acids.
AUAGAUAGAGACAGACAGACAAACAGACAGAUAGAUAGAGAGACAGACAGACAGAGAGGCAGACAGAUAGACAGAUAGAGACAGAUAGACAGAUAGAUAGAGACAGACAUAUAGAUAGACAGAGAGACAGACAGACAGACAGACAGAUAGAUAGAGAGACAGACAGACAGAGAGGCAGACAGAUAGACAGAUAGAGACAGAUAGACUGAGAGACACUGACCAUCACAGCGGAAGACCAGUGGAUAUUAAGCUACUUCAUAUCAGGGAGAAGAAUGGGACUGCACAGUGUUGAGGAACUGGUGUCUGGUAAGAGGUCAGAUGGCAAAGAGGCCGACGACUUCCAAGGAGGCGUGUACGAGGCGGGCGUGGAUCAGGAGAAGCCGGAUGAGCGCAGGUCCGACAGGGAGCUGGUGGGCGGAGCUCUGUCGGAGGAGAGCGACAGCGGCAGCGAGCACGAGGAAGUCAGCGUGGCAGCUCUCCACACGGAUAAAAGCGGCCGGUUGAAGUUGGAGACGGUGGAUGACCUGUUCAACAUCCUGCAGCUGAGGAAGAGGAGGAGGGAGAGGAAGGCUCCGGCCCCUAAGAAACCACAGCCCGAGCCCGAGACCCUGCCAGAGAAUGUGGAUGAGCAGCUGUUUCUGACAGCAGCCAUGGAGAACAAGCUGCCUGUGGUGGAGAAGUACCUGAGUGACGGAGGGAACCCCAACGCAGCUGACCACUUCCAGAGAACAGCGCUGCACAAAGCCUCGUUCAAAGGACACGUGGAGGUGAUGAAAAGGCUCCUGGAGGCCGGCGCUGCCAUCGAGAAAAAAGACAAGCUGGAGGCCACAGCGGUCCACUGGGCCUGCAGAGGAGGCAGCCUGCCAGCGCUACAGCUCCUCCUCGACCAGGGAGCCAAGUUCUCCUACAGAGACAAGUUGCAGAGCACCCCCCUCCAUGUUGCUGUGCGGACCGGACACUGUGAUUGUGCCGAGCAUCUCAUCCACUGCGGAGCCGACGUCAACGCCAAAGACAGAGACGGAGACACGCCCAUGCACGAUGCCGUGAGAAUAAACAGAUUUAAGAUGAUCAAGCUGUUGAUGAUGUACGGGGCCAGUCUCAACACAAAGAACUGUGAUGGAAAAACUCCCCUGGAGACGCUGUACGCGUGGCAGAACGGAGCCAAGAGCCUCCUGUGUAACUUCAGCAGUAAGGACAAAGCCAACCAGUGACACAACAUUCCAGUGAAAGCAGGACUUUAACACGAUAUCCAGUCACAUGACCUACUGGCUUUAGCCCAUUCUAGUCAGGUCCAUACUGCGGCUCAGGAAGCACACAAGUCUGUUUUUAAAUAGCUGUUUUAUCCAGCCAGGCUGUGCCGAGGGUUCACGUCACAUUCAAACUGUCUCGCAUGUUGACCGACAGGUAUCGACCUGGUUCAGGGAUUUGAACCAUCCUGGCUUUUGGCAAGGUAACUUCUUCAUGUGGCAGCAGUAACGUGAAGGAGCGAUUUAAUUAACGCUGUGAACUCUAAUCAGGAUGUUGUUAAUGAUGGGAUCAUUAGCACCGAUAGAUUCAUUGAAUCGGCAAACUUUGCUGGACAAUGUCUCGGCCGACAGCAUGAAGAUGUUCUCUUCUUUUUUUUACCGUUACUUUAAGCUGAGUUUGAAGUCAGCGACAACGCGUUGAGAUGUAUUUAUUGAUUAAUGACUCACUGUCAGCAACCGA